Messenger RNA from Trichoderma asperellum CBS 433.97, 396 nucleotides. The record is from RefSeq and is a predicted model, not a curated record. NCBI's taxonomy places the organism in Eukaryota, Fungi, Ascomycota, Sordariomycetes, Hypocreales, Hypocreaceae.
CGCACGGCGAGGCCACACCAAGCGAAGCGAGACGAGACGAGACGAGACGCCAGAAGACAAAGAGGCGAGAUGCCCUGAUUGAAGUGAGCAUUGACUCAUCUACAUCUGCAUCCAUAUGCAGCUUUGGUGCCGAGCUCCCAGCAGCUUCAUUUUGGCUUGUUUGCCUCGUUUCCUCUACGCGCCCGCGAGAAGCCACCACGACGAGGCCAUCGCCACGAGUCGCCGCCGGUGCUCCCACCCAGCUCAGCUCAAGCAAAAGCCCAAGGUCCCCGGCCCAAUCGUCCAAAAACACGUUAGUCCCAGACCUCUAGAGCAGCAGACACAAGGCUAAACCCGCUAGCUGCAAGGUACCAGGCACAAGCUCAUUUCCCAUCUCCACUUCUCGAUGGCGCCCCA